AUGUGGGGAAAAGCAAAAAGGUGGGGAAUAAUAAAAAAUAUAUAUUGUAAUAAUAAAUAUUUAUCAUGUGUCUUUUUAUGUAUCAUAACAAAUAUUAGUUCUGUAUUUUUUCUUUUUUUUAUAGACAAUUUAUAUAUAGAGGCUAACAUGAAUAUGAUCAAACAAGGUAAAAGUGUAGAACAACAUGGUUCAAAAUAUUAAAAUUGUCGAAUUACUUUCAUCAUUUCAUGGAAAGCAUUGCGUCUACAAAGAUAUACAAAUGUGCCAAGCUACUUUUAUCCCCAUUGAGAUGUUAACUAAUUUAAAAACUACACAUUCUAACCCAAAAAAUAGAGACCUAAAAUUCAACUGCAUCAUAGGAUUUUAAUCAUCUUCGUUCAAAUCUCCUAACUAAAAAAAUAAAAUUUCAAAACUCCAAAUUUCAAUUUAUUAUUUUUUUGGUAAAAACAAAAUAUAAUGAAAAAUCUUACUUUUAACUGCCUCUCAACAGUGUAUUUCAAAAACUUCACAAUCGGGAUAUAUUUACCUAAUAAACUAAAACUCUACUAUAGUGGAUAAAUAGUAUAGUGAUGCUACUUUAUAUAGUCUGUGAAAAUUUAAAAUCAUUUCAAGUUGCAACAGACAUGGCCGCAACCGCAAUUUAAAAAUAUUAAAAAGCAUCUCAACCUAACCUUAUGAAUUACGUUUAAUGUGUAUAUAUAUGUCUGCCUUACUUGGCUUCAAAAGCACAGUCCAACUCCACAAUACACAAAUAGCAUUUUCAGCUAUACGAGUAAAUUAGCUAAGCCAAAUUAAUUAAGGGUUGUUUUGAACGACAAACAAUGAACAAUCAAGUGGAUAAUCAUGGUCGUUCAACAGAAACCCCAACUAACAAGGAACCGAAGAAAGGUUGGAGAAAGGUUUUAGAACUAGCAGUGAAUUGGCUGUCAUACAAAAACAAGCAUGAAUGGUUGGAACAGAUGAGAGGAAAUAUGAGUGUAGUAGCAGUAUUCAUAGCAACAUUAACAUUUGAAAUGGCAAUAAGUCCACCCGGUGGUGUUAGGUCUGUUGAAGAGAACAACAAAGCUCAAAAAGGAAAUAUAUUAUGUGCUAACGAUACCCGUUUGGAGCUAUGUCCGGGUGAAGCUGCUUUGGCCGUUGUAUACCCUGAACACUAUUCUGACUUCCUUUAUUGGAACACAACAUGUUUCAUUACAUCGCUUAGUGUUUUACUCUUGCUUAUGAGUGGUAUUCGUUUGAGUCAUAGGUUUACUAUGUGGCUUUUAUCUAUGGGGAUGUCUUUCACUCUAACAACUCUUCUUGUUACUUACAGAAUAGCAAUAUUAAUGGUUACCCCAGAUCCUGUAUAUAGUAUUAAUGAGAAAUUACUUUCAACGGUGCUUAAAAUUUGGAUUGGAUUGUUUUCCAUCUCGGGUUUGUUACUCACUCUGCGUAUUCUUAUUUGGACAAUUAAUGAUUACUAUCUCAAUAAAGGUGAAGGUCAAUCAAAAGGAAACAACUCCACCGAAGAUUCCACUCUCUUGAUUUGAUCGUACAAUCUUCAAUUACGACUAUAAUUAGUGUGCUAGGUGUUGAGAUUUGUAUGUUUAAAUUUUAUCGUUGUAAUAAGGACUGUUUUUUUCCUUUGAAUUAAAAAAUGUUGGUGAUUAUAGUUUACUGGCGGAGGAAAAAUAUUUGGGGAAGAGAUCCAACCAUGUAUCUCUUACAUAACCACUUCAUUUGGCAUGUACUUGUGUGUAAGUUGUCUUUAUUUAUAUGUAAUAUAAAUGUGGUUAUGUUUUUGUUUGA
Molecule: messenger RNA, 1788 nt
Organism: Medicago truncatula (barrel medic)
Lineage: Eukaryota; Viridiplantae; Streptophyta; Magnoliopsida; Fabales; Fabaceae
Exons: 2
Coding region: 822-1529 (235 amino acids)
Cellular component (GO): plasma membrane
Source: RefSeq, a predicted model, not a curated record